Messenger RNA from Melampsora larici-populina 98AG31, 831 nucleotides. RefSeq lists its product as uncharacterized. Gene Ontology annotation, molecular function: zinc ion binding; nucleic acid binding. The record is from RefSeq and is a predicted model, not a curated record. Bases 1 to 831 code for a protein of 276 amino acids. NCBI's taxonomy places the organism in Eukaryota, Fungi, Basidiomycota, Pucciniomycetes, Pucciniales, Melampsoraceae. The transcript has 7 exons.
AUGCCGAAUGUUAGCAAAUUCAGGCAUGAUCCCAAUCCGAGUCCUGCGGACUUGGCGUGGUUCAAUAGCUUAGAUGCCCGAUCCCAAUCUGAGAUUUUCAAUUAUCAAAUAAACGACAGAUCUCAUCCAGCAAUUUGGGCAGGGCUCAAUCAGUGUUUCCGUUGUGGACAAAUUGGCCACCGGUAUACCUCGUGCGAGGCCACAGGUGGUGGAAUGGCAUUCCAACAUUGGCGACGCGCCAGUAACGGCAUCUCCUACAGUUUAGACAUGUUCAAUAUGACGGAUGAGGCUCUGGCCAAAGCCAAAGCUGCAUUUGAACCCGAUGACAGUGACGACAUCCAGUCUUUGGAGUUGACGCAGGAAGAUGUCGACAUGUUGAACAACAUUGAGAAAGCGGCUUCAAAUGAUCAAGGAGAACGUCGUGUGGUACAAUUGGAAGAAAUGAUUGCCACUCAAGGGCAAGAGCGCGUUAUGCUAGUAGAAGACACAUCUAUUUCUCAACCAAUUGAAGCCGCCGAGCAGACCGUUGCUGUAGGUAAAGUUCAACAGGUCGAAGCGGACAAGGUUAGUCAUGUUUGUAACAUGACCAGUGCUAUCUGCUAUCAUUGUAUUGGGAGGGGAUUCGCCAAAGGGCGCAUGUGGGCAAACAAUCAGAUUAAACAAGUAAAGGGUGCUAAUGUUCAUACCAUGCCCGGUGCUAUCUGCUACCACUGUUUCAGAAGGGGUUUCGUCAAAGGUCACAUGUGGACUUUUUCUCGUGUGAAUCGCGCUUGUAUGUUCAAGACUUCGUGUUAUAUGUCAGGCAUGUCUACGAGUUUGUAUGAUCAUUGA